UGUUUCCAAUCUGAUGAAAAGCUAACAUCGCUGAAAAAUAAUGAAUCUCUAUGUAAAUGGAAUGAAGAUGCCAUUAAAUCAUUGCUAGCAUACUUGAAAGACAAUAAAGAUAAAGUAGUACAACUGAAAAGUCGUGGUAUUAUAGUUAGAGAACCGCUCUAG
Molecule: messenger RNA, 162 nt
Organism: Funneliformis caledonium
Lineage: Eukaryota; Fungi; Glomeromycota; Glomeromycetes; Glomerales; Glomeraceae
Source: the annotation of a GenBank genome assembly